Messenger RNA from Prosopis cineraria, 2553 nucleotides. RefSeq names its product snRNA-activating protein complex subunit-like. Bases 621 to 2069 code for a protein of 482 amino acids. NCBI's taxonomy places the organism in Eukaryota, Viridiplantae, Streptophyta, Magnoliopsida, Fabales, Fabaceae. The record is from RefSeq and is a predicted model, not a curated record. Gene Ontology annotation, biological process: snRNA transcription by RNA polymerase III; snRNA transcription by RNA polymerase II. Gene Ontology annotation, molecular function: core promoter sequence-specific DNA binding; bent DNA binding; RNA polymerase II cis-regulatory region sequence-specific DNA binding. Gene Ontology annotation, cellular component: snRNA-activating protein complex. The transcript has 13 exons.
UGACCCUGGAAACCUUCACUCCUCGGCCGACCUAGUGUCUCUCCUUCCUUCGACCUUCUCGGCUUUCCCGGCAGUCGGCGUUCUCGUCUGCGACUUGCUUCACCUCCGGCAGCUUCGGCCUUCUGGCGUUCCUGGCAGUAGGUCUGUGGGUCUCGGCGUUCUCGUUAUCGUGGGUCCGGCAGCUUCUCUCUCUCCCUCCCCAGUCCCCGCUCGAUUCUGUUCAACCCGAGCUGAACCUUUGACUCCUGACCUUGGCCGGACCGGUCCAGUUUUCAGUACCUUGGUGCUUAGUUCACGCCAGUUCUCCAACCAUCUCUGUGCCUCUCCCUCCAACUGUCCACUCCCAAGCAGCUAACCCACGAGGCAAAGACUCAACUAAAGAUUCUUCCCUCAAGCGACUUCCCAAGGCAUGGGCUAACAGUCAGAGAAAGUAUAGAGAGAAACCCAAAAGAGAAGGGUGCAAGGGAAAUCGAAAAACAGAAAGAAAUUGAUGAAAGUGAAGGCCACAAGGGGAGAAAGGGAGGUGCUUGGGAGAAGGGAUUGUGCGUGAUAGAGACAUAGAGAGAACAAGUGAUAAAGCCAGCAAUAGAGGAAGAGUGACAAUUUCAAUUCAAGUGGGAAUGGAAAUUGUAGAAUCCACAGCUCCAGUGGCAGAAGAAUGUGAGCUCUCAAUUCCAAGGGGUGGGCCUAUAUAUGUUCCGAAUCUGGUUGGUCCCUGCACUAGGGUUGCUGAGUUUGAGAAUUCCGUCAUCUGUGAACUUCAGAAUUUAGUGGCAGAUUUGCAUCGAGACACUUCUGAUCUGUAUGAUGAUGAUAUCUCAAUUGAUGAGCUUAAAGUAUAUACGGAAGAGGAGUUAAUGAAUAUGGCAGUGAAGAGAGAAUUAAAGGGUACAGAGAACAAUGAAAAUUAUCCUCCAACUUUGGACCAAUCUAAUGUAGGGAUAGAACAUGACCACAGAAUAUCAAGCAAUGGUCUUACUUCAUCAAAUAUGUCUGGUACAGGAUCAGAUGCUCUUACAUUGUUUGAGCCAUCAAAUCCAUCAUCUAGAACUACAAUCAACAGAAUUAUGAUAGGAAAGAACUCAAGGAGAAGAAGAAAAGGCACAAAUGCUAUAUGUGUUCAGGGUGGUUGUACAGAAAAGGUGGAUGAAGUUGUAAAAAUCAAGCAAAAGCAGGAAGAGGACAAAGUGGCAGUCAGACUUCAUUCAUUCAAUCCUGCUUGCAAGAACAAUCAAUCUGCCCUCAAGUCAGCUAGAACUGAAACAAUGAGAUCCCUUAGGUCUACAAGUUCUUCCAAAAAGCUUAAGUCAGAGGGUCUUCAGGAACACAUACCUGUGCUGUAUCCUGAAGUUGUACUAACUGUGGAGGUUUACCAUAAUGUUAGAAAGUGUGUAAAGACUCAAGAAUUACUGGUUAUUGGAGGACAGACUUUAACUGCUUUAAGGGACAAGAUCUUUUGCUCAAUGGAUCAGGUGAUGCAAAAAGCUGGACAGCAUGAUCCUUCUGGCUAUUUUCUCAUUGAAGAUGUAUUCUAUGUUGAUAUGAGGGAUCCGUCUGCUAUUGAUUAUACCUUACCCAUAUUUGAUUGGCUUAGAAACUCCAAGGAGGAGGCACAAAAAAAAUGGGAUUGUAUAAUAACUGGGGAAUUAAGACAAAAACAAAAAGCAAUCAUGGGUGAAGCAUCUGUCUCAGAGCUGCCUCACUUAACAUCUGUUAACAUGCAGAAUAUACGAUUUUGUGACAUAAGAUUCCGACUUGGUGCUGGAUUCCUCUACUGUCACCAGGGAGACUGCACUCACACACUAGUAAUACGAGAUAUGAGGUUGAUUCAUCCUGAUGAUGUGCAUAAUCGAGCUGCUUAUCCAAUAAUUACUUUCCAACUAAAGUUGCGUUUUCAGAAAUGUAGUGCUUGUAAGAUUUUCAGAGCUACGAAGGUCACUGUGGAUGACAAGUGGACCCCAAAAAAUCCUUGCUAUUUUUGUGAUGAAUGCUUUUCUCUUCUUCACAUAGCAGAGGAUGGCUCUCUUCAUUAUGCAGACUUUCUGGAGUAUGAUUAUCACCAUGAUUAGCUGCCCUCAGCCAUACGUUUAACUCGUCAAUUGCCAAAUGGGGUAUCAUGAAGAUCUAUUGGGAUUUUUUAUUUGAUGAGAAGCAGUGAGAGUUCUAGGCAUCUGUUUUGCAAUUCACUAGAAUUAAUGAAAUGAUUUGUUUUGGUUUGAACAAUUUGAAGCAUCUGUUCAAAUUGCAAACGGACUGGGUGCUCAUCGCCUCUGGUUAAAUUCACAUCCAGAAAAUCUAUGCCGUCAGUGAGGAUUACUACUUGUACUCCCAAAAAAGGAAAAAAAAACAAAAAAAAAAAUAAAACCACAUUCAGAUGGCUUGUCAUUUUGGAACCUCCUUUUGUUGCUUUGGAAGGUAACUUCUUUAGGGGCCCAGUGCAAUGGAGAUUAUAUGGGUGCCUAUUUAAAUUAUCUUGUAUCAUAUUGUCUGAUCAGCAUCUUAUUGCAAAAGAUGUGAAAUCGUGCCAAUCUAUAAACAUGUGGAUCCUUGUUA